Messenger RNA from Fusarium coffeatum, 1425 nucleotides. RefSeq lists its product as uncharacterized. Bases 1 to 1425 code for a protein of 474 amino acids. The record is from RefSeq and is a predicted model, not a curated record. The transcript has 2 exons. Gene Ontology annotation, molecular function: monooxygenase activity; iron ion binding; oxidoreductase activity, acting on paired donors, with incorporation or reduction of molecular oxygen. Lineage: Eukaryota; Fungi; Ascomycota; Sordariomycetes; Hypocreales; Nectriaceae.
AUGAGUGUCCUACUUUCUCCCUUGAGCAUUCUUUCCUCUCUUAUUGCUAUAUUGAUUGGCACUUUUCUCUUUAAACGAUCUAGAAAUACAUUCCCCAUCAUUAACAAAAACCCCCAAGACUUUAUCACCAACGCCCGCACCCUCCUGCAAACCGGCUUCUCAACCCACGGUUCAAAACCGUACAUCAUCAACGUCCCCAACGGCCAGAAACUAAUCCUUCCACCAACACUCAUCAACUGGGUUAAGAACAACAAAGAUAUCGACCACCAGCAACUGGUUCGAGAAGAUUUCUUUGCCAAUUAUCCCGGUUUUGAUGUUAACUUUGUCCUGCAUCAUCAGGAUCGAAUGGUGAUCAAUAUGAUUCAGGGAAAGUUGAGCAAGACUGAUAAAACUUUGCCUAUCCUGGAUCAUGCUAUUGAGAAGGGUUUGAAGGAGAUUUGGGGUGAGAGUAAGGAGUGGAAGAGUCUUGAUUGGGAGGAUAAUACUACUGGUAUUAUUUCCCGUGCUGCUUCUUCUAUUUUUGUUGGACCCGAACUUGCUUCCGACCCCGAAUGGCAAACUUUUUCUCGAAAAUAUGUCCUCGACUUCUUCUCCGCCGUUCCAGAAAUGCAAUCUGUCCAUCCCUGGCUCCGAGGCAUUCGUCAGUAUUCUCUCCCCCACGCAACAGCCUGUCGCACCGGUCUUGCACGCGCUCGCGAGAUGGUCAACAAAGUGGUCCAAAAGCGCCGUCAAGAAACCAAUCUUCCCGCUUACUACGACGCUCUUGCUUGGACGAUGGAGAAUCCGGCUGCUGAGGGCUUUGAACCGGGCGAUGUCCAGUUAGCUCUUGCUAUGGCUGCUUUAUUCACUACUUCUGAGCUGUUUAGGCAGAUUCUAAUUGGGAUUGCUAAACGACCCGAGUAUGUUGAGCCUUUGAGGAAAGAAAUUCAGGAUGCUAUGGGUGAUGGUGUUACUGGCGCGAGUUUGGUCAAGAUGGGGUUGUUGGAUAGUUUUAUGAAGGAGUGUCAGCGACAAAUUCCUCCUCUUGUCCUCUUGGAACGAAUCGUUGUCCGCGAUACAAUCCUCCCCGACGGAACACCCCUUAGCAAAGGAACUCACAUCGCCGUCGACGGUCGCGAAAUGCUUAACCCACCAUCCUACGAGAAUCCUGACGAAUUCGACGGCUGUCGCUUUUACAAGCGUCGCGAAGCAGGUGACAACUCUGGAUUACUUGUUCAAUCCAGCCCUGAUCAUGCUCACUUUGGCAUGGGAAGACAUCAAUGUCCUGGACGGUUCUUUGCUGGAAGUGAGCUUAAGCUUUGUCUGGCGCAGAUUUUGAUGAAGUAUGAUCUUAGACUCAAGGAGGGAUAUGAACCUAAGGUUAUGGAGAUGGGGUUCAUGUCUAUUUGUGAUCCUUUUGCUCAGAUUGAGAUUAGGAGGACGUAG